Pectinophora gossypiella (pink bollworm) is the source of this 4922-nucleotide messenger RNA. RefSeq names its product rho guanine nucleotide exchange factor 2 (gene cyst). The record is from RefSeq and is a predicted model, not a curated record. Gene Ontology annotation, molecular function: guanyl-nucleotide exchange factor activity. The transcript is spliced from 34 exons. The coding region runs from base 399 to 4283 and encodes 1294 amino acids. Lineage: Eukaryota; Metazoa; Arthropoda; Insecta; Lepidoptera; Gelechiidae. Gene Ontology annotation, biological process: regulation of Rho protein signal transduction.
AAUAGAACGAAGUCGUCGACAUUUCUAAGUUUCAAAGUUUUCAAUAAUCCUAUUAAAAGUUACUUUGUAGUGUAGGAAUAAUGUAAUAAAGUAAAUAUUUACGAAAUCGGACAUAACUUCUAUCGUUGAAGUUGAAAAAAGUGAGUUUUGUGGUGUGAUGAGACAUAACUGUUUAUUGUUUCGUGUAGGUGGCUACCAUGGUUUGUGUCAAUGUGAAAGUGUUUUAGCAUAAAAUUUAGACCCCAUUGUUCAAAUCUUUCCGGGUGUCUGUUGGGAAAAAGCCGCACGAGUGUUGCUUGCGCAAGAUACGGUGGCAUAGGAGACUUUUUCUGUGAUGUGCCAACUUUGAAACAUGUUAAGUUGAUCCACUCAGAUAAACCCCUAUACCAAUAGCAAGAAUGAAUGUGCCAUCACAAGAGAAUGUCGCCCUUCUGUCUUCAGACGAAGGUGGCGGCAGCGAGGACUCGAGCAGUGAGGACGAGGUGACGGAGCACGUGACGUGCACGCCACCACCAGACAUGGCCGCUGCCAGGGCGCAGGUGCCGACGAUCAGCGUGACGCCGCACAGCCCCGGCGUGCUGGAGGACAGCCUGCAGCAGCUGCGCCGCCUGCACGCCGCCGUGCAGCGCAUGCGCGCCGCGCCCGCACCGCUGCUGAGCACAGGCACGAGUAGGCUGAGCACGUCGUGUCCGUCGCUGUGCAAGGACGGCGUCGAACCCGACUGCUCCUCGCCCACUCACCUCGACUUCUACCCGCAGAGCAGGAAGGGCAGCGGUGAGUCCCGACAAUGGGGGCUGUGGGAGCGGCGCGACGAGGGCCGGCGCAGCUCGUGGGCGGCGCUGGAGCCCGGCGCCAGGCAGCCAGAGUCGCACCGACCCAGGAGUACUUUGAACGGGCACAGCGCGUCUCUUUCCUCGAUGGAGUCGGAGGGGGAGGUGCCGCGUCCAGUGCGACACUCCACGCAUUCGCUCAAUGACAACGAUCUCGCUAAGGACUUCGAGAAGGUGACAGCGGCGCUGAGGGCGGGCGCGCCCGCGGCGGCGGCGCCGGGCGGAGCGCGGCUGGCGGCGCGGCUGCCGCUGCAGAAGUCCGUGUCCACGCCCAGCAUCGUGGCCGCCGUGCAGCCGCCGCAGCCGCCGCCGCCGCACGUUUUGACGGGUGUGUGUGCGAGCGAAACGGAGAGCGACGAGGACACGUCGGCGACGCUGCACACGGCGCCUGCGCGGAGGACCAACGCGCACCAGGAACACUUGGGGCUGCAUCGGCUCGCGUUCUUGGAACAAGCGGCGUACGACCAUCACGCUGAGAAGAGGCGGAAACGGGGUAGUUUGUUCUUCAGGAAGAAGAAGGACAAGUCCCGCAAGGCGGCGCAUGCGUGGCAGGCGGCGGGCGCCGGCGGGGACUGCGACUGGUGCGGCCGCGCGCUCGCUGACAAACCCUCGCUCUACUGCGACAAUUGUACAAUGACAGUUCACCAAAACGUCUGCAAAGACUAUAUUGUUGAAUGCAACAAGCCUAAAUCUUCAAAGACUUCAGUCGGAAAAUCGCUAAGCGCGAGCAGCGGGAAAAACAGCAAGCGGAGCUCAGUCUCCGGCCAAUCACAAAACUCGAAUAGCACAAGUCACACGUAUAAUGACGACAAAGACGGAUCCGAUCACAAACACGAUCAGAGCAAUGCAUCAGACGAGGCCGGGUCAGUGGAGUGGCCUGAGGUAUACUUGACGGCUGACCAGCUGGGAGACGAGGCGAUCCGGCUGGGGUUGGGCGCGUCAGAGCCCGACACCUGGGCCGCUGGUGCACCUAAGGGACUCGCCAAACAACUCGGCGACAGAGAGACUAAACGACAAGAGCACAUAUACGAGCUCAUUCUGACGGAGAAACAUCACUGUCUUACAAUACGACUUAUGCAAAAGAUGUUCGCGGAGGGCAUGUCCCGGCUGGGCGUGGUGUCGGCGGCGCAGGUGUCGCGCAUGUUCCCGCGGCUGGAGGAGUUGUGGCAGCUGCACGCGGCGCUGCUGGGCCGCCUGCGGGCGCGGCAGGCGCGGGCGCCGCACGUGGCCAGCGUGGCCGACAUCCUCGCUGACGCCUUCGCCAAGCCCAACAUGAACAACCUCAAGGCGGCCUAUGGCGAAUUCUGUUCCCGUCACCGCGACGCGGUGGAAGUGUUCAAGGAGUGCUGCACGCGCGAGCCGCGGCUGGCGCGCUUCAUCAGGAAGUGCCAGCAGAACCCGCUGCUCAGGAAGAAGGGCGUACCAGAGUGCGUGCUCUUCGUGGCGCAGAGACUGACAAAGUACCCACUGCUAUUAGAGCCGCUACUGAAGACAGCGGGAGACGACAUGACCGAACGAGAGUUGCUGCAGAAAGCUUUGUGUGGAGUCAAGGAAAUCCUAGUGGAUGUGGACAACCAAGUGGCGGCGAAGGAGCGCGAAGACCGCAAGUUGGAGAUCUACCACCGCAUCGACGCGAAGAGCUUCGCCAACUUCCGCGGACGCAAGUUCAAGAAGAGCGACAUAUUGCAGGGGAACCGGAGCCUCAAGUUUGAAGGCGUAGCGACGCUUAUGCAAGGCCGCAGUAAGAUGCAGACGUUGCUGGUGAUAGUUCUGACAGACGUAUUGUUCUUCUUGCACGAUAACAACAACAAGUAUACCUUCUUCACGCCCGAUAAUAAGACAGGAGUGGUGUCGCUUGUGAAGCUGCUAGUCCGCGAGAAGGCUGGCGCUGAGGGCCGAGGGCUGUACCUCAUCUGCAGCGGGCCAUCGGAGCCGGAGAUGUUCGAGCUGAGAGUGCACCGCCCCAAGGACAUACACACCUGGAUCACUGCUAUCAGGGCGGCGGUGGCGGCGUCCCCAUCGGAGGCGGAGGAGGGCGAGGCGAGCGCGGGGGCUGCCAGCGCCGAGGACCGCCAGCGGCUGCUCGACGCCCGCCACCAGAACAUAACACUGAUCACUGAGGCACUAAGGUUGAAGGACAGGGAACACGCGACGAUUCUCGAAGAGAAGAUGGCGCUCCACAUGAAGAUGGUAGGACACAUAGGCGGGUCCACCUUAGACGUGCCUAGUACUGGCAUAAACACAGUGUUCCCGGGCGGGCUGGUGUUCCCAGACUACGUACGGCUGGCGGCGCCGCCUGCCGACACGCAUGCGCUGUGGCAGGAGGUCUGUCGCGUCGUCAAGGAUGCCCUGGACGCGUCCAGCGGCACGUGGGCCGGCGGCGUGGGCCUGGGCCGCAGCACCAGCUCGGCCGGGGAGAGACACUCCUCCGCCUACGAGAGCCCCGCGUUACCGCGCCGCGCCGACACCUUCGCAGGCUUCGACGCUAACAGGCAUCGCAGCGUAGUGCCCCGCAUGUCAUCAGACACGCCUCCCGAGGCGUCGGAGGCGGCGGAGGCGAGCCCCGCGCUGGGCGAGGCGGCGGGCGCCGACGUGGCGCUGCGGCUGCAGCACGCCAUAUACACGCUCACCUGCAUCGCUUGGCAGCAGCUCACCACUAUACACAGCCUGGAGGCGCAGGUGUGCGCGUGGCGCUCGGCCAGCAGCGGGGCGCACGCGGGCGCGGGCGGCGCGCGCGCGCACGACGCGCAGCUGGAGGAGCUGCGCCACGCGCAGGCCAAGCUCACGGCCGACCGCGCCGCCUGGGAGGCGCAGCGGGCCGCCGACACACGGGCGCUGGCGCACGAGAGGCGGCAACUGCAAGCAGCGCGACAGGAGCUAGCAGAACAACAGAAGGACGUGGAACAACAACGGGAGAGGCUGUACCGACGGCUCGAGCGGUUACAACAACAUGGGGGAUCGCAAGAAGAGAUCGCGAGUGUAGGCACGCUGUCUCCAGACUCCAGCGUGAGUGACACUACGCGGCGGAAAGAACCAAAGUGGAGAGGCAGCCGCGGGUCGACGGGCUCGGAGGCGGGCGGUGCGCGGCCGGCCGCGCUGCCCCCGCCGCAGCUGCUGUCGGCGCACAACGAGACGCGCGCCGCCGUGCGUGCUGCCGCGCCCGCCAUACAGCAAAUAGUGAAACAGCAGUUGCCACUGAAAUUAGCGAGCGGCAAGACCCAGCAGCAACCGCCGCCCGGAUACCACCGACUACACGAGUCUCCUAGCGAGAGCCAGCAGCUGGUGGCGUCGCACCAGCGCACGGGCAGCUCGCCGGCGCCGCUGCCGUCGCCGCAGCAGCUCCCUAACAAGGCCACCAGAACUAAUACGUACCCGAAGCUCCCCGACAAGUUCCGGGUGCGGCCCGAGAGCGCCCCCGCGGCCGCCGCCGAGGAGGAGGUCAUCUACUUCUGACAGCACCGGGACUCCGCCCCGCACACGCGCUCCUGAGACUGCCGACUGUCGUAGGCCGCCGCGGUACAUAUGGACUCCUGGUACACUACUCCCAAAUUGCUUUGAAAUCGUCGUCUUUUCCGUUGUUUCUGCUCUGUGUAAUAAGUAAACCAAGGUCUAGAGAGAUAACUUAUGUCACUUAUAUCAGAGCCGUGGUAGCCCAGUUGGAAGAACGCAUGACUCGUAUUGUGAGGUCGCAAAAUCGAAUCACAGAACGGGCCUAAACCAUGAUUUUCGAAUUCAUGUUUGGAUCGUAAAUGAUUAUCAUGUGCUUAACGGUGAAAACCCACAUUCCCCAGAUAUGCGUUUCGCAGGUAUGUGACCUAAACUGUAUUAGGCUGGUUUUCCCUUCGCGGGUUGGAAGGCCAGACAGGCAGUCGCUUUUGUAAAAAACCGGACCUGUCAAACCUUGUGAAAACAGCAUAACGCUAGGGAGAUGUACAGAAACUGUAGUAUAAAAAGAGAUGAACUAUGAACACUGCCGACUCUCAUAGACCACUCACUAAUAAAAAAAACGGGUAUUGGCCCCGAUUCCUGCAGACACCUCCUAAUUUUACUUUAAGUUAUACCUGUCAUUUUCUUACCCGCCGAAAAGGAAAG